AUGUUCAAAUUGCCGGAUUUAUUACCAUUUACAUCGUCUGCCAACAUUAUUGGAGAAUCAUCUGAAUUUCAAAAUGCAGAAGUUGAUAUUUGGACAAGAUUUUUAGAGAAGAAAUUAUCUUAUUUUGAUUUUACAGAUCAUGAUCGGCUACAGUUGAGAAAUAUAUUUUUAAAAAUAUUAUCCAAUAUUCUAAAAUAUGAACGAGAACAAGAUUUUCAAUUACUUGAUGCUGUAUCAAAACGUCUCAUUGAAUGUGCCAAUGAUUUAUCUCAAGAUAAUAUACUCAAUGAUGAUGAAAUCCGUUCAAAACUUCGUUUAUUACAUAAAAAACUUAGUCAGCCAACAAAGUAUAAAAAAAGAUAUUCGUGUAUUAAUAAUCUUAUUGAGUUAUCGGAUAACAUGUAUCCAAAAUGGGAUAGUCUAUCUCCAAAAUUCAGUCGAAACACGGAUCGUUUGCCACCAAUUACUAAUCGUUCACCAGAUACCUAUAUAUCACUGCCAAAAAAGAGAACUAUUCCACAGUCCACUAUAAAUCCAAAACGUUUGACAAUGCAUGGUUCACUUACAUUACAAAAUAUUUAUCAAUCACUACCAGCUGCCGCCAAAUAUUUUGCCGAAGACGAAUAUGUCUGGCAUGAAAAACGUCCAGCCAAUGUUAUUUUAGCUACCGGUGUUCAAAUACCAAAUGUUCUUACUACAUCUACAUUAAAUACAAAUGAAGAAAAUGAAAAGUUUUUUGAUAAUUUAAUUAUGGAUCUACUUGAACAUCAGAAACAACAUGCACGUACUACAAAAUCCAUUCCAGACUAUCCACGAGAUGUGAUAGUUGAAAUGAAUGGUUUUGAAGCUUUAUUGGAUUUAGUUCAACGUCGUCAUUUAGGAAAAUUAGAACGAUAUUUUUUAAAUAUUGCAACGAAUAGACAUUAUAAUCCGUAUGAUUUAAUCACAGUAGCAGAGCAUAAGGCUGAUCCUUCUGAACACUAUGUUUUCUCUGUAUUUGGAAUAUUAAAUAUUAGAAAUUCUGGUUUUGAUAUCGAAAGUUUAGAAUUAGCCGAAUGGUAUCGUCAUGCAAAAUUAUGGAAUGCAUGUAGACAAAUACCAUUUUUUAAAAAUUAUCUAUUAAGAAAAGAAUUUGAUCUUUGGUUAUCAAAUGCUCGAUAUACAAAAUAUGCUCGAAUUCGUUUAGAAGUGAGACAAAAUCAUUUGUUAUUAUCAAAUACAAUAUUUCAAAUAUCAAUUAUUGAGAUUAGAAAACUUUUACUUGAAUAUGAACGAAUACCAUUACUUCCCAUAUUUGAGACAAAUUGUACAUUAUCGUUGAAUGAUUUUGAACAACUUGUCAAAAAGUAUAUCGAAGAAACAAUUGGUUAUACAAUAAAAUUUUUUAAUCAUGUGAAAACUGUUCUCGAUUUGGGACGAGAAACAUUAUCAAAAAAAUUACAUGCUGUUCUUCAAUGUCUUCACGAAGAUAGUAUUGCCUUUAGUGCAAUUGGUGGUUCGAUUCAUGAACAACGUUUACGAAAAGAAAGUUUGAGAAAAGAUCUUGAACAAAUGCAAAAUGAUAUAAAAAAUAUUUGUCCAUUUUUAAAUUUAUGCAGUUGUAUGUUAUCAUCUUAUUUAUGCAAUAUUGAACGUGAAUCUCUAAAUCAAUUUUCAAAUCUUAUAACAUCUUCAACAACUAAUUCAAAUAUAACAUUUUUAACAACUUUACAUUUAAAUGAUUAUGAAUCUACCAAAAUGUUAAUGUGUUUACCAUCAUAUGAUGAUUAUUUAGAACUGCUUCAUACUGUGUUAAAUCAACCUCAAAAAAUAUUAAUCAACGGUUGGGAACAAAUGAAUCUAAAUACAUGUCUAAAAGAUGUGGAAAAAUUCGGAAAAGAUAUGCAACAAGAUGGGUUAACUCGGGUUUGUGAAAUGUGUGGUCAACAAAUAUUUACAGUACUGACUACAAUGCCAACAUGCACAUGUCUUAAUCAAUCAGCGGAUCAUAGUCCCGUUAAUGAAACAUCAAAAUCUAUCAUUCCCGAUCAAUUAUCAAUACCGAUCGUUCAAGGUUAUGGUUUUUAUGGAACAACAAAACAAAAUCAACUUAUUGGAUUCGAAUCCAUUUUCAUAAACGAUACUGCUUAUUCGGAAAAGAUUUCUGAUAUAUUGUCAAAAGUGAAAGAGGCAUUUGAUGAAAUUGAUCAAUAUUGUGAACAAAACGACUGGCUUAUUGAAAUAAAUCGAUUUUGUGUACAAUGGACACCAAAUCAAAUGAAACAAAUGUCAGAAUCAAAACAAAUUUUUUCUAUUGAAGAACAUUGUACUAUGUUACGUGGAUGGAUUGAUAAAACUCGUACAUUCGAAUUAUCUUAUUCCACUUCAACUCAAUUGCUAAAAAUAGAUUGUUCAGUUAUUUCACAUCAAUUAUGUACGAAAGUCGAGACAAUUUAUGAAAAUUUUGGAACAUAUCUAUAUCGAUACACAUUUACAGAUUCACAAUCAUUAAUCGAUAAAUUUCAACAUGCUAUAAACAUAUUUGAUAAUAUUCCAGCAUCAAUCGAAACGUUUGCUAAUUAUGCAUCAUUUCUUACAAUUCAUAAAACUCAAUUAUCAAAUUAUCAAGAAACUAUUGAAUAUUUAAAUAGUUUGUUUGAGAUUCUUCAUCUCCAUUAUGCAAAGUUUUACAAAGAUGAAACAAUUGAUAAACGUUUACAAGAGUGUUGGAAAUUAUUUCAAUUAAAAUUGAGUGAAGCAGCUGAUUAUGUUGCGUCGGAAACAUUGAUAAUUACAGAACGAUUAAGAGAUGCAUAUGAGAAAUACAUGAAUGAAGCCGAAAUAUUGUAUGAAACUUCAACGUCAGGUAUUUAUUUGGAACCGGAUCAAGAUCCAGUGCAAAUGGCAAAAGAUCUUCGAAAAAAUUGUCUGGAAUUUAUGAGUGUUGAAAAACAAUUGCGUCAAUAUUCCAAAUGGCGUGAAUUGAUUAGUGGCGAACCGUACGAUAUUAACGUGGUUGAAGAAUGGUCAACGGCCAUCGAUUUGAGAAAAGAUCUGUGGAAAUAUUUAGAAAUUACAAAUAGUAGUAUCAGAGAAUGGAAAGAUACUCCAAUUCAUAAAUUUAAUGUUCGCCGUUGUCAAGAUAAAAUUGAUUGUUGGUUAAAAAUUGCCGAAGAUUUCAAGUAUAAAUUACCUGAGAACGAUGCUGUAUUAGAACAUUGGUUAACAAUUCUCAAUGAAUUUCAACAACAUUUAGAUAUGUUAAAAAAAUUAUUGAGUGACGCUAUGACGCCCGAACAAUGGACACUAUUAUUUCGUGCCAAUGGUCAAGUGUAUGAUCCACAACAAUCUUAUAAACUAGAAGAUUUACUUAAUUUAAAUAUUUUACAACAAAAUCAAAAUAUAUUUUUAACAAUUCAUAAACAAGCAACACGUGAACAAAAAUUAAAAGAUAAACUGAGCUAUCUACAAACAUGGUUAAAUGAAUUACAAUACAGAAUGGCUAGAUAUAGGCCCUCAUUAAGGACGACACCAGUUCAUCGUCGUUUAACAUCUUCUUAUCGUCAACGUUUAAAUCGUUAUCGUGAAUUACGAACACGUUUAUCUCAAACAUCUUCAAAUACAACGCCAGACAUUGGUGGUCAAUCAUCACAAAUUACCGAAGCUUACAUUGUUUUAAACACAGAAGAAAUUUUACAUUUAGUUGAGGUAAUCAUAUAUUUAAUAUCAUACACUAGUAAUAAAUCAAGAAUAUCUUAA
Didymodactylos carnosus is the source of this 3738-nucleotide messenger RNA. The record is from the annotation of a GenBank genome assembly. NCBI's taxonomy places the organism in Eukaryota, Metazoa, Rotifera, Eurotatoria, Philodinida, Philodinidae.